Messenger RNA from Perca flavescens (yellow perch), 420 nucleotides. Its product is annotated as p53-induced death domain-containing protein 1. The transcript has 3 exons. Lineage: Eukaryota; Metazoa; Chordata; Actinopteri; Perciformes; Percidae. The coding region runs from base 1 to 420 and encodes 139 amino acids. Gene Ontology annotation, biological process: signal transduction. Gene Ontology annotation, molecular function: protein binding. The record is from RefSeq and is a predicted model, not a curated record.
AUGCCAAACAAAGCCCAAGAGGAUGCUGUUAUUAACUUGAAGACACUGCAGGAGAUUUCCAGUCAGCUUGGUUUUGAGUGGACAGUUUUGGCAUAUGAACUUGGCUUCAACAGAACCGAGAUAAGGCGGUUCCACACCAAAUCUACAGAGAAGAGUGUCCAGGCUAGGACCAUGUUGGAAAGCUGGUAUGAGAAGUCAUGGGACAAGCCCAAUAAGACUAAGGUGCUGCAGGAUGGACUGGAGCGAGUAGGCAGACGGGAUCUGGCUGAGAGACUACGCUGCCUCCACUGGGGCCACCAGAAGCUGAGCCAAAGGGUUGAGCUGCCUUCUGCCUUUCCUUACCUCAUCACAGUCCACAAGACCAUCCACAACCAAGACGCACUACGCAGGAUCAACGACCUCAACCGUCGAUACAAAUAA